CAUUUCUGUGGCUCUCGAGGUUGUUUUUAAAAGUGUGCUCCUGAACUUCCUCUCUGGUGCAUGCCACUGUGGACACUUUGAGCCAGAGCAUCUCGAUGUGUAAACAUUCUUGAGCAGACUUCACCUUAUAGAGAAAUCGACUCCUAUUUAUUAUCAUUUCAGCGUGACUUGACCCAUUCAAUUCAUUGCUGAGGCCUGAAUAUAAACAAAAUCACCAGAAGUUUAACCCCUUUUCAUUUAAGGUGUAUGAUUACUAAGAUAAUAAAUACUGGGGGUGAUGGUGACUUUUCAGGAAUCUUAAAGCAAAAAUUAAAGCUGGUAUUCUAGCACUUACUAAAUCUUUGAAUAUAGUGAAGGUUUAUUCUGUUUCUGCCACAAAUAAAAGCUAAGGAAAUAAUUGCCAAGCAAGUAAACUGGAAUUGCAGAAGGUUUCUAUGUGUGCCCUGAGAAAAAUCACAAAAAGGCUCCAAGUUGGUGUCUAGGGUAAAUAUUUCCAGAAUACAGGUUACAUUAGAACUUAGACAAUCUUCUUAACUAUUAAUGAAUGAGUUGAGGAUGGGGGGGGGGGGGGGCUUUUAUUUUUUCCUUUCUGUGGCUAGAAAAAAACUUGCCAGUUCAUGUCAACAUGUCCGGUUAUGCAAAAAUGAGAUGAUAGUGUCUUAAGAAACAUUAGCUACUCUAUUAGUAAUGAACUCAACUCUAGAGAAAAACAUACAUAGGCAACUUCCAAAAACAUAAGUAAAAAUACUUUGGAGGAUAUUUCCCUGUGGAAUAACUUGUUGUUUUAUGCAUGUUCGGAUAACAGUAAGUGAAAGGAUUAAUAUUGUAUUAUAGAGACAAUCCUGAGAUGGUUUCCUUCGCUUAUUAACAAAAGUGGCAUAGAUUGUUGCCAGAGUACCUGCCAGGUAGUUUAAUUUCAGGAGGAAAAGGUGUUCCUCUGGUGGAACCUGAAUUAAGGACCCAUCUCAUGCAGCCUAGUUACUAUCAGCGCCUUCAGGGCAAAGAUUGCAGACCUUAUUUAUGUCCCUGGGGUGGGACAUUAAUGAUAGCUUAGGGACCACGCAUAUCUUCUCACUAGAAAGCAUUAUGAGGAAAUUAUAAUUCUUAAAGUAUUCUAAGGAAAAAAUAUCUAGAACAAACACUUCUUCGUGCUUUUCUCUAUGCAUAAAAGGACAAGCCAUAGUAUUUUCAAGUACAACUUGGUAUACCUAUCCUAAAUAACAUGUCCGAAGCUGUUGCCUAAUAAUUAUGAAAAUGUGAAAUACUUAAAAUAUAUUCUAAAGUAAAUAAAUUAGAGAAAGGAAGUUAGUUAAUUAGUUAUGAAUAAAAGAGGAAUGGCUAAAAGGGGGAUCUGCAAUCCAAAGGCUGUAAAGGAGCACUGUAAUGAAAAGAGCAAGCAGAACCCUGGUGUGUGUGAGAAGAAACCACAGCAGAGAAUAUUGAGAAAACACCUCAUUCAGAUAAUAGCACAUUCCGAAUAUCAUACAUUCAUCUUUCAGUUUUAGGCCCUCGGGUAUUAAAAGAUAUCAUAUCUGUAUUUCCAGGACCUCGCAUAUAGAGGCACUAAAAACACUUAUUGAUGAAUUAAAAAAUGGAGUAAGUCAAGCUUCAGGGAGGUAAUCCUGAAUUCUCUGAUGAUUAAAGAAAAGUAUAAAAUAAUGUCUCUGAGGGAAGAUGAUAAUAAAUUGGGAAUGACUGAAAUAAGACUAGGAUAACAAUAGUCAAAUACAUGAAAGGAUUUUUCUGUCAAUUUGGAAAAGAUAAAAUUAACUAAAACUAUAGCAUUAAUAAUAUAGAUAGAUGUAAGCAAGAAGUAAAGUAGUAUAAUAGAGUUGUUGACUAAUGAAAUCAACCUUCAACAGGUUAGUAAAUAUCCAAAUAAACAUAUUUCAAAACAGCCUAGAUCCUUCUUUCCCUAAGAGCAUUUCGGAAGCAUGACAUUUACAUGACCAAACUAUGCAAGGCCUUUCUUUGAUUGACAUAGGACUAGGGUGGGUAGUACAGGCCCCCCCACAGUCUUCCAUCACAGUUUAUAAGGUGGUGGCCACAGGUCUGGCUUUCUAUUUGGAAAGACACCUCACAUGGAAGUGGGAGCCCUGUUGUCCUGAGGAAGAAUCAUUCCCCUACUCAGGAGAAGCUGGGCCACGUGGUGCCCAGGCUGUUAAUUUACAGGUAAAGAUAGCCUGAAAGCUUAGGCCACUUUGAAGGCACAACCUCUCAGCAUUUCCAGGGCAGGAUGAAUUAGCUGCCCCUGCCAGGGAUGGGAAAGAGACUUGAAGCCAAGUCAUCAGAGAGAAGGAUCCAGCAUGACCUUGAACCUCUCUGGCACUCAGUUUCCUCGCAUGGAAAGUAGUAGGUGAUAGCAACACUCAGCCUGCAGGGUUGUUAAGAGAGUUCUUCGAGACAUGACUUAAAGGUUAACACAAAUCAGAUCACUGUGAGACCUUGAACACCGCUGAUGGAUAUAAAAAUGGACACCAAUUUUACUACUCCCUCUACAACUCCUCCGGAAAAUGACUGUGACCUCUAUGCACACCACAACACAGCCAGGAUAGUAAUGCCUCUGCAUUACAGCAUUGUCUUUGUAAUUGGGCUCGUGGGAAACUUGUUGGCCUUGGUUGUCAUCAUUCAAAACAGGAAGAAAAUCAACUCUACCACCCUAUAUUCAACAAAUCUGGUCAUUUCUGAUAUACUUUUCACCACUGCUUUGCCUACACGGAUAGCCUACUAUGCCCUAGGCUUUGACUGGAGAAUCGGCGAGGCCUUGUGUAGGAUAACUGCUCUUGUGUUUUACAUCAAUACAUAUGCAGGUGUCAAUUUCAUGACCUGCCUGAGCAUUGACCGGUUCUUUGCCGUGGUACACCCUCUGCGAUACAACAAGAUGAAAAGAAUUGAACAUGCAAAAUGCAUUUGCAUAUUUGUCUGGAUUCUAGUAUUUGCUCAAACACUCCCACUACUCAUAAAAUCUAUGUCAAAGCAGGAGAAUGAAAGGACAACAUGCAUGGAAUACCCAAACUUUGAAGAAACAAAAUCUCUUCCCUGGAUUCUGCUUGGUGCAUGUUUCAUAGGCUAUGUGCUUCCGCUCAUAAUUAUUCUCAUCUGCUAUUCUCAAAUCUGUUGCAAACUCUUUAAAACUGCCAAACAAAACCCACUAGCUGAGAAGUCUGGUAUAAACAAAAAGGCUCUCAACACAAUAAUUUUUAUAAUUGUUGUGUUUAUUCUCUGUUUCACACCUUACCAUGUAGCAAUUAUUCAGCACAUGAUUAAGAAGCUUCGUUUUCCUGAUCUCCUGGAAUGUAGCCAAAGACAGUCAUUCCAGAUUUCUCUGCACUUUACUGUAUGCCUGAUGAACUUUAAUUGCUGCAUGGACCCUUUUAUAUAUUUCUUUGCAUGUAAAGGGUACAAAAGAAAGGUUAUGAAGAUGCUGAAACGUCAAGUCAGUGUAUCAAUUUCCAGUGCUGUGAAGUCAGCCCCUGAAGAAAAUUCACGUGAAAUGACAGAAACUCAAAUUAUGAUACAUUCCAAGUCUUUAAAUGAAAAAUAAAAGGGAAUUAAAUCUUGGAUUUAUAGCAAAGUAAACUGUAUGACAAACUUUGCAUUACAUUUUUUAUAAAGCAAAAUGAUUAUUCAACAUCCAAUUAGGAUUCUUCCAAAUUCCUUUAUUUGGGCACUAUUUCCCACCUCCAACUUGGAAGUAAACUCAAGUUUUUUACGCUCAAGAGAAUGACAUAAAGCUAAGAUCUAAUUUGUAAAUGGAAUGUGAUACCAAAAGGAAGGCUAUUUUAAUAACUCUCAGUAUAAAAGAGAAAGGUUUGUAUAAAUGAAAAUUUUAAUCAUUAACAUUUCCUGCCAACAAUUUGGCAAAAGAAAAAAGACUGUUAAGAUUGUAUAUUGCCAGUGUAAAAAUGUUAAUAUUGUAAUAUAUUUCUUUUUUUAUAACGUAUUUUUUCAAUCCAUGUUUUGUUUUAUUCUAAGACUUUAUUUCCUCAAUAAUACAGCUCUUUGUUUUGUUUUGUUUUGUUCUGAGUCAUAAAAUUUUACUUCAAAGAACUCUUUUGGAAUAAAGAACAGGAUUCUACAAAA
Myotis brandtii (Brandt's bat) is the source of this 4083-nucleotide messenger RNA. It is a transcript of the gene GPR183, whose product is annotated as G protein-coupled receptor 183. Gene Ontology annotation, molecular function: oxysterol binding; G protein-coupled receptor activity. The transcript has 3 exons. Gene Ontology annotation, cellular component: membrane. Gene Ontology annotation, biological process: G protein-coupled receptor signaling pathway. The record is from RefSeq and is a predicted model, not a curated record. The coding region runs from base 2459 to 3544 and encodes 361 amino acids. NCBI's taxonomy places the organism in Eukaryota, Metazoa, Chordata, Mammalia, Chiroptera, Vespertilionidae.